AUGUCAGCCUCCAAUCUCAAUCAAGAAGUCCUCUCCAUAUGGGAAAAGAACGCCGAAUUCUGGGACUCUGGCAUCGGCAAAGAAGGCAACAUAUACUGGAAACGGCUCCAAAAGCCAUCUCUCGAGCGCCUCCUUGGCCCGGCCCUCGGCAAGAGGGAUUGCGCCGCCUUGGAGCUGGCCACGGGCAACGGUCUCUGCGCCCGCUGGCUCGCUGACAACGGCGCCUCCAGCAUCAUUGCCACGGACGGCACUUUUGGCAUGCUCGAGCUGGCAAAGAGACACUUGGAUAGCCAUCAGGCGGGCAAAAUUUCGUUUCGCAAGUUAGAUGUUACGGAAGAAGGGGAUUUCGCGCCUCUAGUUGAGAAGGCGGCCGAGAUUGGCGGCUUCGACAUUGUCCUCAUGAACAUGGCCCUCAUGGAUGUGGCCACAUUCGAUCCCCUUGCCGAAGCGCUUCCGAAGCUCCUCAAGGAAGAUGGCGUCUUCGUGGCGACUCUUCUUCACCCAGUCUUCAUGACCUCCACCUAUUCCCGCACCGUCGAGGUGACAUAUGACCCCCAAACGGGCUCCCAGAUCAUCAACCGCAGCAAAUCAAUCAGCGAAUAUCUCCACGUGAAGCCUGUCAAGGGCGUGUUUGCUGUGGGACAAGAGACACCCCAGCUUUACUUCCACCGCCCUCUGCAUGAGCUCCUGGGCACGUUCUUCAAGAGAGGCUUGACUUUGGAUGCUCUCGAGGAGCCCGGUUUCACGAAGGGGGAUGCUGUUCCAGAGAGGGCGUAUGCCACGGCCAACUUUCCGCAGCUGCCACCCAUUUUGUCCUUUCGCUUUAGGAGAGCCCACUAG
This is a messenger RNA of Trichoderma citrinoviride, 840 nucleotides long. RefSeq names its product S-adenosyl-L-methionine-dependent methyltransferase. Lineage: Eukaryota; Fungi; Ascomycota; Sordariomycetes; Hypocreales; Hypocreaceae. The coding region runs from base 1 to 840 and encodes 279 amino acids. The record is from RefSeq and is a predicted model, not a curated record. The transcript is spliced from 4 exons.